CGGAGCAGACAACAAACUGAAGGGAAGUUAGAAGCGAAGAGAUAUGUCAGCAGACGGAGGUGAUGGAACCGCCGGUCAGGAGGACAAAAAACCCGGAGAUCAAUCUGUGCACAUUAAUCUCAAAGUGAAGGGUCAGGAUGGGAACGAGGUGUUCUUCAGGAUCAAGAGGAGCACACAAUUGAAGAAAUUGAUGACGGCUUACUGCGACCGCCAGUCGGUGGACAUGACUUCCAUCGCCUUCUUGUUCGACGGUCGCAGGCUUCGACCAGAGCAAACCCCCGACGAGCUCGAGAUGGAAGACGGAGACGAGAUUGACGCAAUGCUUCACCAGACCGGGGGAGGAUGGUUUUAAACACCCUUUUGGACAGAAUUCUCGUUUGAACCUUGGAAAACGUUUUGUGGUUUUGUUUUUUUUUAUCUGUUUCCUUCCGACUGCUGGUACUAAUAUGCGUGGUUUGUAAAUGAGAUCCGAUAUUUGUGAUGGCGAUGGACCGUGCUGGAGUUCAGCUCCUACGCUAAUGCCAUUGCCCUCUUUUUUUUUUAAACCUAAAUCAGAGUUCGUCUCUUGGGUACUUCAACCGAAAUCUUGGUGCCUUAUGUUCUGAGAGAAAAAGGGUUCAAGGAACAGAGACGCGUGAAUGGAGAAAAGUACAGGAAUCUUUUUGUGAAGAAAAAAAACCAACGAGCAGUUAUGGGUUUCUUGGUUGUUUUCAUCUGUUGUGAAAUGGGUUCUGUUUCUUUUUGUGGCAACCGUAGCUUUUUGUGGUCUUUGUUCUUAUUUACAAGAACCAAUGACGAGACAUGUUCAUCCAAAUAUGUCGGAAACGUGAGAGUACUUAUUGUUUUA
Molecule: messenger RNA, 847 nt
Organism: Tarenaya hassleriana
Lineage: Eukaryota; Viridiplantae; Streptophyta; Magnoliopsida; Brassicales; Cleomaceae
Product: small ubiquitin-related modifier 1-like
Exons: 3
Coding region: 44-352 (102 amino acids)
Biological process (GO): protein sumoylation
Cellular component (GO): nucleus
Molecular function (GO): ubiquitin-like protein ligase binding; protein tag activity
Source: RefSeq, a predicted model, not a curated record